This is a messenger RNA of Balaenoptera ricei (Rice's whale), 1047 nucleotides long. RefSeq names its product cyclin O (gene CCNO). Bases 1 to 1047 code for a protein of 348 amino acids. Gene Ontology annotation, molecular function: cyclin-dependent protein serine/threonine kinase regulator activity. Gene Ontology annotation, cellular component: cytoplasm; cyclin-dependent protein kinase holoenzyme complex; nucleus. The record is from RefSeq and is a predicted model, not a curated record. Gene Ontology annotation, biological process: mitotic cell cycle phase transition; regulation of cyclin-dependent protein serine/threonine kinase activity. The transcript has 3 exons. Lineage: Eukaryota; Metazoa; Chordata; Mammalia; Artiodactyla; Balaenopteridae.
AUGGUGACCCCCUGCCCCACCAGCCCCAUGAGCCCCGCCGCCCGGGCUGGGAGGCGGGACGACCAGAACCUCCGUGCCCCGGUGAAGAAGAGCAGGCGCCCACGCCUCCGGAGGAAGCAGCCGCUGCAGCCGCUGAACCCGUGCCCGCUACCCGGAGACUCUGGCGUCUGCGACCUGUUCGAGUCCCCCAGCUCCGGCUCGGAUGGCGCAGACAGCCCCGCGGCGGGAGGCUGCAGCCCCCUACCCGGUCCUGCCCAGCAGCUGGUGCAGCUAGAUCUACAGACCUUCCGCGACUACGGUCAGAGCUGCUACGCCUUCCGCAAGGCGCGGGAAAGCCACUACCACCCGCGGGAGUCAUUGGCGCGGCAGCCACAAGUAACGGCGGAAUCCCGCUGUAAGCUGCUCAGCUGGCUAAUCCCCGUGCACCGCCAGUUCGGCCUCUCCUUCGAGUCGCUGUGCCUGACGGUGAACACUCUGGACCGCUUCCUUAUCACCACGCCUGUGGCUGCAGACUGCUUCCAGCUGCUCGGGGUCACGUCCCUGCUCAUCGCUUGCAAACAGGUGGAGGUGCACCCGCCGCGCGUGAAGCAGCUCCUGGCCCUGUGCUGCGGCGCCUUCUCCCGGCAGCAGCUCUGCAACCUCGAGUGCAUCGUGCUGCACAAACUGCACUUCAGCCUGGGCGCGCCGACCAUCAGCUUCUUCCUGGAGCAUUUCACGCACGCACGCGUGGAGGCCGGGCAGGCAGAGGUCUCCGAAGCCCUGGAAGCGCAAGCCCUGGCGCGAGGGGUGGCGGAGCUGAGCCUGGCUGACUACGCUUUCACCAGCUACACCCCCUCCCUGCUGGCCAUCUGUUGCCUGGCGCUGGCAGACCGUAUGCUGCAGUUCCCUCGCCCGAUGGACUUGCGCCUGGGCGGGCACCCCGAGGCGGCGCUGCAGGACUGCCUGGGCAAGCUGCAGCUACUGGUGGCCAUAAACAGAACGUCCCUGACUCACAUAGUGCCCCUCCAGAUCUGCGAGAAGUGCAGCCUGUCCCCGAGCUUGAAAUGA